AUCGUAGUUUCUCGCUCCUUCCUUCCCCGCGGGUCCGGCCUCUGCGCGGCCGGCCGAGGGCGGGUCGGGCUUCCCUUCGUGGCCCGGUGACCUCCUGGGGCGGCAGGAGCGCUGGGGAGGACGCAGACACCGGGAACCGGGAAAUGUGUUAACACAGAACCUCCAAAUGGGCGCAGAUUACUUUACCUUGUCCUGUGCUACGUGAUGACGCCCUAGGAUACAACGGCGUGCAGUCCGGCGGUCACCGCAGCCAGGGUUCUCCGGUGCGCCAUGGCCCCUCCCCAUACAAAAGCCACCGCUAAAAUGACCAGUAAGCGGCCCCGUCGGGUGAUCGACCUGGAAACGAAACUAAAACUGAUUCAGGACUACGAGGGUGGGAAACCAGUGAUGGUCAUUGCCCGCCAGUCAGGCAUGUCCCACUCCACCAUCGCCACCAUCCUGAAGAACAGGAACAAAGUGACGGAAGCCUUAAGAGGCUCUGCAUCCCUGAAGGCCACGAGGCUGACGAAGAUUCGAGAGGGCCCCAUCUCGGACAUGGAGAAGCUGCUGAUGACCUGGAUCGAGGACCAGACCCGGCAGUGCGUCCCCCUCAGCACCAUGAUGAUCACAGCCAAGGCCAAGAGCCUGUUUGCAAUGCUGAAGGAAAAGGCCGGGCCUGGCUACAAUGUGGAGUUCAGUGCCAGCUCUGGGUGGUUGAAAAGAUUCAAGAACCGCUACUCGUUACAUGACGUCAAAGCGGGCACCGAUGUCCCCCAGGAGCGUGUGCCCGGCAUCUGGAAGAAGACGCUGCGGAGGUUUGUGCAUGACUUCAGAGGGCUGGCGGCGGCGGCGGAGGAGGAGGAGGCGGUGCAGGUCAGCGAGGCUGUGGCCAAGGUGACGGGCAGCUUUCCCCUGGGUACUGACGAGGAUGACAUCAAGGAAGUGCUGGAGGUGCCGCCCAAGGGCCUGGCCCGUGAGGAGUUGCUGGGACAGGGACACAAGGCCAGAGAAUUGGACAGCACGCGAGGGGACAGAGGAGCAGCCCCAAGAAAGUUCACAGUGACAGGCUUAGCAGAGGCUUUCUCGGACCUCAACCAGCUGCUUAAGAAGUUUCAGAGCAUGGACCCCAACCCUGAGAGGUUCUCAGCAGUGGAGAGGGGCGUGCGGGGUGCGCUGUCUGCUUACGAGCGGAUCUACGAUGCCAAAAGGAAGCAAAAAGGAAGGGGCGCCAUUCUGAAAGGAGGGGCACAGGUUGGCGAGACCCAGGCAGGUCCCUCGGGAGCCAUCCCAGAAGGCGGCAUCAUCAUCAUCGCUGACGACGGCACCAUGCGAGUCAUCGCCCCCGAGGGCCUUGCCAUGGGACGCAGCGGGGAACACAGUACUGAUGUCAGUGACCCUGACCACGUGUAGGCCCAACCUUGUGUGUCAGUUUUUCUAACGAAAAGUUAAAGAGUUCAACUAUUUUUAAAUUAAAAAGAGCCAGUUGCGGUGGCACGUGCCUGUCAUCCCAGCACUGGGG
Molecule: messenger RNA, 1498 nt
Organism: Fukomys damarensis (Damara mole-rat)
Lineage: Eukaryota; Metazoa; Chordata; Mammalia; Rodentia; Bathyergidae
Product: jerky protein homolog-like
Exons: 2
Coding region: 271-1389 (372 amino acids)
Cellular component (GO): nucleus
Molecular function (GO): DNA binding
Source: RefSeq, a predicted model, not a curated record